AGUCAAUGGAGGUUUGCUCUGCCCUCACAGUCCAGUCAGAAGAAUGUUUGGAGAAAAGAGAAGUGGAAUUACCAAACUUCAGGGUGGAAUACUGUGCUGUUGCCGAACUUUUGUCCGGGUAAGGAGUCGUCGGGAGCGGCGCGUCCUUGCGCCGCAAAGACUCCAGGCGGUCCCAUGCGAGGUGACGAGAUGCUGGAUGCUUUCUGUUACGUAGGGAACGCAUUUUGUAUGCGCGUGGUGUCACCCCAAGAUGCACGAGGACCAGAAAGGCAGGAAUAGCAGACAUCUGAAAUAAUGUCAGACACGGGAAGUGAUACGGAGUCGUCCUGUGGCUGGAGCAUCAUCAGUUUUGAGGGUUCCUCCGACAUAGAGACUUUAGUGUCAGAGGCGGUUGAACAACAUGGAGACACUCCUGUCGAGGGCCUUCCUGUGGUGAAAGCAGAACUGCAGGACCCUCUCGCCUCAGCGUCUGCUUCUGAAUACAAUAAAGACAAACUCGAUGGCUCACUCAAUGACACAAUAGAACAAACUAUAGAUGAAACACUUUACGCUUCAGAGACUGUCGACGCUGCAGUGGAGGAUCAUGGCACUGUGUUGUCCUCCAGCGACCACUCCGACAUUGUGACGCUACAGUGUAUAGAAGAGGAGGCGGCAGUGAAGGCUGCCAAUGAGGAAUCUUAUCUGGGGAUGUCGUGCAGCAGCCAGUAUUCUUUCACAGCUUCAGAGUCUGGUCUAAGGUCGAGUUACUGGAAUCUUAAGCAGGUUCUUGUGACCUUAGGCUGCCUGCUGCAAAGUCACCUUACAAGAGCUUUCCCACCUCAUCCGCCGCAUGGUGACACAAUCUCCAGCAGCAGCAGCGAGGAUGAAGAGGAAUGGUGUACGUUGGUGCGAAGACUCAGGCUGAGGAAGAAUGCGACUAGCAUGGCCCAGCCCUUUGAAGUAGAGGAAACAAAAGUGAAGUCGGGUCGUAGCGAAAAGGACGAGAAGGUCGAAGAGGAGAAACAGAUGGCCAAGCAAAGUGAAAGUAGAACUGCGGCACUGCGAAGCCAGGCCAGUGGGACGCUCAACACGUGCAUCCUGCUAGCCCUCGUCAUAGCCAUCAGCAUGGGCCUUGGGCACUUCUAUGGCAGCGGGCAAGUGCAAGAGAAUCUAAAGACAGCAGACAGACUUAAUGACAUGGACAGUGUGAGGGAUCUGCUUCAAUAUCAUGUCAAGAGCACAAACCUUGGCCUGGACGACUUGGAUGAUCAGAAUGUCAUUUCAUUGCUGGCGAACGUUGUUGAGAAGAUAAGCAAAGAGAACAAUGACCUCAGCAUCCAGCAGAGACAUGUUGAGGCCCAGCGAGAUGGCUUGGCAAUUUUACUGAGACAGAAAGAGGAGAAGAGCAACAUUUUGAUAGCCACCAACCAGCAGCUGAAGAGCUCUUUACAGCGGGAAGAAAAGACCCUUUCCAGCCUACGAGAGAAGCUGAGCAGCCUGCGCUCCAGAGUACGAGAUCUCGAGGCAAAGGGAGCCGGCGCUGACUCACUGCUGUCUGAAAACCAGAGACUGAAGGACGAGCUGGAAGGGGAGAAAGAGCUGGUCCGAAACCUUCAAAGCAACAGUGUGGACAUUGUGGCGGAGGAACUGGCGCUGAAGAACAAACUGAAGAAGGAGAGGAAGGUUACAGAGAAACUGCGCCGGAAAAUCAGUGAGCUGAGGAGCAACAGUGACUUGGGAAAAGCAGGAGACGCGGAGGCCAUGGAACUUAAGUCCCGCCUGAAGGAAGCGGAGAAAAAGCUAGGUUUUGAGCAGCAGCGCUCUGACCUCUGGGAGAGGCUUUACCUGGAAACCAAGGAAGGCCAGGCCAAAGGAGACUCAGAACCUACAUUGACGAGCCCAAAACUAGUCAUAUCAAAGAAAGUAAAAGAGACUUUUGAUGCAGUCAAGAACUCCACCAAGAAGUUUGUCCAUCACCACAAAGAGCAGCUAAAGAAAGCCGAGGAAGCUGUUAAGGAAAACCUGCGCAAAAUCUCAGAUUCUGUCAAAUCUACUUUUCGUCACUUCAAGGAUUCUGCCUCGACCUUCAUCAACAAGGCCAAAGCAUUCUAUGAGUGCAACAACAAUAAAAAGUGUCAACACAAACACGACCAGACCAACCACAAUACACGGAAACAAGGUGGCCGUGUUCACAAAGAGCGAGGCGGCCAGAAUGCCAACCUGAAAGGAUGCCAAGGAGUGCUUAACUGUGCCUACCAGGAGUCCAUGGGCCUCUUUAACAUGCCCACUGAGCCCAUACGAGCGGACGAAUUCCACCAGCUACUCUGGAGCUACUUGCAGCAGGAAGUGGACCACUUCUACCACUGGGAGGAGCUGGGGAGCUUCAUUAGCAACUUCUUUCACAACGGGUACUUUAUCCAUGAUCGCAUGCGCUUCACUGACUUUGUCAGCAAGGUGGAAGCCUACCUGUUGGACUUACAUGAAUACCACGGGCUUGACGACGUCUUCGGAAACCUUGAUGACUUCAUUUACAGACACUUCUUUGGAGAGGGUUAUGCUAAGAACUACGGGCCCAGCGGGCCGCUUGAACGACCAGACUCCAGAGAGGAGUCGAGGGCGACCCACCAAGCUCGUAAGCAGCAGAGAGAUCGAGCUCGUCCCCACAGUGAGCGCAGGUGGAGCAGGACGGGCAAAAACGGACACAUGGCUGACGUCAAAAUAGAACUGGGCCCUAUGCCGUUUGACCCCAAAUACUAACAACAAGCGUACAUAGGUUUGGUUAGAAAAUGACAACUGUUAAGUCCUUUUCUUGUUUGCCAGUUUUCACAAUGUUUAUUUUGAUGCUUCUGAAUGUCCUUUGGCUGGUGUCCGUUUGAGAAUGGAAUCUCCAUUGUGGUUUUGCUAUUUAAAUAAUGAGUACUUCUGUUUAAAGGCAUUGAACUACAAAACAUUGCUGUAAAGGUAGUGAGGGAAAUUUGAUUUGAACUUUUAAACCCAUUGAGUGUUUUGACCCUAAACUACCUCAAACAUCUACCAUUCAAAAUAAACAGGGUUUGUUCACUAAUCAUGGAGCAACUAACCAUGAUUUCCAUUGAAAUUGCACAUACCGUACUUCCUUGAAUUGCUGCCGGGGCGCUAACUAAUUUAAAACCUCUUCUCACUCCUGCGCUUACCAAAGGCAUGCGGUAAAAGUAAGCAUGCACUAAUUAUUUUAAAACUUCUUCUCACUCCUGCUCUUACCAAAGGCAUGCAGUUGAGUGUGAUGUAAGCUUGGACCUUACAUCCUACUGAUUAGCUCUAAAUCUUCUUCCCUUUAUGCGAUUUCAAAUUACCGGUAUUGAAAUCAGCCUCCUCCAUUUUGAAAAUUGUGACAGAGGAAGUGUCACUCGUGACGUCACGAGUUUGACCAGGCGGUAAUACUAAGCAUGCGCUAAUUAUUUUGGGAAACGACUUUGACACGGCAGUAAUUCAAGGCAAGCGCAUACUACAUGCCAGUGGUUCUCAACCUUUUUUCAGUGAUGUACCCCCUGUGAACAUUUUUUUAACUCAAGUACCCCCUAAUCAGAGCAAAGCAUUUUAGGUUGGAAAAAAAGAGAUAAAGAAGUAAAAUACAGCACUAUGUCAUCAGUUUCUGAUUUAUUAAGUUGUAUAACAGUGCAAAAUAUUGCUCAUUUGUAGUGGUCUUUAUUGAACUAUUUGAAAAAAUAUAUAUAAAAAUAACUAAAAACUUUGAAAAAUAAACAAGUGAUUCAAUUAUAAAAAAAAGAUUUCUACACAUAGAAGUAAUCAACUUAAAGUGCCCUCUUUGGGGAUUGUAAUAUAGAUCCAUCUGGAUUCAUCAACUUCAUUCGAAACAUUUCUUCACAAAAAAAGAAAUCUUUAACAUCAAUAUUUAUGGAACAUGUCCACAAAAAAUCUAGAUGUCAACACUGAAUAUUGCAUUUCUUUUCACAGUUUAUCAACUUACAUUCAUAUUUUGUUGAAGUAUUAUUCAAUAAAUAUAUUUAUAAAGGAUUUUUGAAUUGUUGCUAUUUUUAGAAUAUUUUUUUAAAAUUUCACGUACCCCUUGGCAUACCUUCAAGUACCCACAGGGGUACGCGUAACCACAUUUGAGAACCACUGCUAUAUGCCCUGCGGCAAUUCAAGGAAAUACGGUAAUUGGCCCUAGUGGUGAAUGUUAGUGUGAAUGUUGUACCUGUUGGCUCUGCGAUGAGGUGGCGACUUCUCCAUGGUGUACCCCACCUUCCACCCGAAUGCAGCUGGGAUAGGCUCCAGCAACCCAGAGUGGAACAAGUAGUAAAAAAUGAGAGUGGCCGUCUGUGAGCCAAAAUAUAUGUCAAAAAUAUAUGUCACAGCAUAUAACAAUCCCCAUGUACCAUAGGUGACCAAGCUUUUUCAAGAAAGAGCAUCAUACAGAAAGAUUAAGGGAAUGUGGCGGCCCACUUUGAUACAUUUGUUGCAUUAAAUCCUAAAACUAGGAGUGAUGAGAUCGGGUCAGCUCAAAAUGUGACAAAAUUUGUUUUAAAAAAAAUCUGUCCCACAGACAGAACAAUGAGAAAUUGUUCAUUUGCCAAAACAGACUCAGUCUUAGCCUUUAAGUGUAAUAUUAAAUAAUCUAUCUUACUCAACAAAGUCAUUUUUGACUGGCAAAGGCGAAUAAAACAAAAUGUCCCUGGGCUGUACUUGGACACCCCACCCAUAUGCAAUGCAAACAUACCAUGACAUCAUUCUUUUUUUAUUGUGUAAAUGAUCUUUCCUACUGAGUAAGUGUUUCUAAAAAUAUUAGAUCAAUGAUGAGGCACAUUUUGAAUGACUAUUAUUGACAAUGCUAUUGCACACUUUGAAAGUUGAACACUGCGAUCUUUAUAAUUGGUGACAAGUACAAAGUUCAUUUUGACGCCAGAUAGCUUGAAACCUCUUGUAACAUUUGUAACAACUGAUCUGAGACGUAGGCUUGGCCCAGGACAAACAAUUUUAACCAGGGAUGUAUAUUUUAUUUUGGGUUGUAUGUCUGAAAUAGGCAGCUUCUUCUAUAAGCUUGUGUGAUGCUGUUCUAACAUUCCACUCGUUUUUGUUUCAUCUCAACUGGAACAUUUUUGUUUUAUAAGUGAUUUAGGGAGGGGAAAAAAAAAAAAAAAUUCACACCAAACUUUAGUGCAUCAUUAAUUUUUGGGUGGGUUUAUUUCAUAGGAAAGAAGUGAAGCUGUAUCACAAGCAUGGCGUUUUAAAGUGUAUUUUCAGCAGCUAAUGCACAAUAUCAGACAUAUUGGCUAAAAGAUGUGUUCCAGUGGUUGUCAGUGCCUUUCAUAAAUAAAAAUACUUCCUCCAACUCUUCCCGAGGGAAAAUGAGUGUGAAAAA
This is a messenger RNA of Nerophis ophidion (straightnose pipefish), 5338 nucleotides long. It is a transcript of the gene ccpg1, whose product is annotated as cell cycle progression 1. The coding region runs from base 295 to 2736 and encodes 813 amino acids. The transcript has 11 exons. The record is from RefSeq and is a predicted model, not a curated record. Lineage: Eukaryota; Metazoa; Chordata; Actinopteri; Syngnathiformes; Syngnathidae. Gene Ontology annotation, cellular component: membrane.